Messenger RNA from Sorghum bicolor (sorghum), 3781 nucleotides. Its product is annotated as WD repeat-containing protein 44. The coding region runs from base 511 to 2769 and encodes 752 amino acids. The transcript has 7 exons. The record is from RefSeq and is a predicted model, not a curated record. Gene Ontology annotation, molecular function: protein binding. NCBI's taxonomy places the organism in Eukaryota, Viridiplantae, Streptophyta, Magnoliopsida, Poales, Poaceae.
UCCUCUCCGUGUCCGUCCCAAAUCCUCCUGCCCCCAACCGAUCCCAGAGAUCACGGUCCCCAUCCAUCCCACCAUCACCCAUCCGCCAUCGGCCCCGCCUCUCUCUCUCUCUCUCCCCCGUCCCCCUCGUCCUCCUCUGCUUUUUAUUACUCUUCUCCACUCAUUAGCUUUUGGUUGUUGUUGGUUGGUUCCCUUCUUGAGAGUUGCGAGAACCCCCGAAACCCAACUGGGUACAUCAUCAUCCACCCCCCAAGGAGAGAGAGAGAGAGGAGGCAAGGGGCGGAGAGAGAGGAAGAGGACGCUAGCAGCAGUGGGCGCGCCAUAAGCGGGGGCGCACGCACGCGACUCUCCCGAGAUCCAAGAACCGCGAGAUCCGCUUGCCCCCGUCGCCGGCCAGAGCCCAGAGCCCCCCCUCCCUUGAUGCGGCCGGAGCGCUGCCUCCAGUUCUUGGGCUCCAGGAGACCGGUGCGGUGACGUGGGGGCCGACCGGCCGGGUGCGAGUACGUGUCCAUGGCGCGCUUCUUGGGCGCCGGAGAGGAGCGAGAAGAGUUCUUUGACUCGAGGGAGGUCCUGUCGCCGGCGUCCGUCUCGUCGUCGCCGUCGAGUUCCGGCCGCCACGACGACGGCGGGUGGCUCUUUGCUCAGCAGCUGCUCGAGGUCUGGGUCAGGGACCCGGGCAGCGUCCACGAGCGCCGCCAGAGGUUCGUCAAGUCCUUGGGCCUCUUGGAUCCGAGCCCCUUCGGCGCGCGGCCCGGCGAGGAGACGUGCUCGAGGCCUGAGGCCAGCGAAGAAAUCCUGCUGGCAAGCCCCAGCGCCGAGUUGUUCUCAGCCGCCCCUACCUUUGCGAGCAGGGGAGGGGAGCCGACAGCCUCCGGCGACGACGGUGCUGCCACGGAAGAGAAGCUGGAGUGCGUGUUCAAGAACCUGGACGAUGGCACAGUGUUCGUGGUCGACGAGAUGGGAAAGGAUGGGAGCUUCCGGAGCCUUAGGGAGAGGCGCUCCAACAGGACAGUAACGGCUGCAGAAUUCGAGCAGACCUUUGGCUCAUCACCUUUCAUCCGUGAGCUGAUGCGGAGGGUGGAUGACUCCGACGAACCCUCCACCCCGGAGAAGACUCUGAUGAGGAGAAGGAGGCGGCGGCGGCUUGGGUGGCUACGAAGACUGGGCGUUGGUGUUUGUGUUGUCGAUGCCGACGCAGAGGAAGACGAUGAGGUCAAUUCGACAUCCUCCACUUCUUCCCGGGGUUGCUCUAGGAAGGUUGCUAGGGUCAAGGUGAGACCAUACAAGAAGCGGUCAAAGGAAUUAUCUGCAGUGUACAAAGGCCAAGUCAUCAAGGCGCAUGAAGGUGCUAUUGUGACCAUGAAGUUCAGCUCUGAUGGCCAGUUUCUGGCUACUGGAGGUGAGGAUGGGGUCGUUCGCGUUUGGCGGGUGGUGGAAGGCAAGAGGCCUGAUGACCGUGAUUUUAUUGAGGAUGAUCCUUCAUGUGUGUUCUUCACUGUCAAUGAAAACUCUGAAUUGGCUCCCAUCAAUUCCUGCGAAGGGAGUAAGGGCAAGCACAGCAAGAGUUCAAAGGGGGCUACAGAUCCAGCUUGUGUUGUGAUUCCUCACCGGACCUUUGCGCUAUCCGAGGAUCCUGUGCAUGUAUUCCGUGGGCAUCAUGAUGUCAUAUUGGAUCUUUCAUGGUCAAAAAAUAGGGAAUUGCUUUCUGCGUCCGUGGACAAAACUGUUCGAUUAUGGAAGAUUGGGUGUGAUAGCUGUCUGAAGGUUUUCUCCCAUAAUAACUAUGUGACAUGCAUUCAGUUUAAACCUACCAGUGACAAUUAUUUCAUCAGUGGUUGUAUUGAUGGGAUGGUACGUAUUUGGGAUAUUCCUAGAUGCCUAGUCGUGGACUGGGUUGACAGCAAAGAGAUAAUUACUGCAGUUUGUUACCGUCCUGAUGGAAAGGGUGCAGUGGUUGGGACAAUAACAGGAAACUGCCGGUACUAUGACGCAUCAGAAAAUCAUCUAGAGCUGGAGUCCCAAGUCCCCCUGUAUGGCAGAAGGAAAUCUCCACUUAAAAGAAUAAUUGGAUUCCAGUAUUGCCCAUCCGAUCCAAAGAAACUGAUGGUGACAACUGGUGACUCACAAGUUCGCAUUCUCGAUGGGGUUCAUGUUGUUUCUAGCUACAAAGGAUUACGAAGUUCAAGUCAAGUCCCUGCAGCAUUUACACCAGAUGGAGAUCACAUUAUUUCUGCUAGCGACGACUCUAGUAUCUAUAUGUGGAAUUAUGCAAACCAAAUUGCCCCAGUCACAAGCCGUGUGAAAACCGUAUGGUCAUAUGAGCGCUUCUUCUGCAAUGAUGUGUCUGUUGCAAUACCGUGGAACGCCUCGCCUACAAAGAGUUCUAUUUCUCUUGCUUGCAACAUCCCUUCUUCACGGCAAGAGGUCUCUGAGGAGUUACACAACCUGCAAGACUCUACGUCGGGCUGCAAUGCUGAAGACUCACUUGAAGGUGAUAGCUUGCACCAAUUGCCAUCUGGCAAUUUCACUCUUAGUAAUGCAUUCUUUGCGGAGUUGGCACCAAGGGGAAAGGCGACAUGGCCAGAGGAGCAGUUGCCAUGUAAUUCAGUGACACCAUCAUCAUCUGCCUUGCGUAAAUCUCAGUAUAAGUUCCUGAAGACUUCUUGCCAGAGUGCCGCCACGCAUGCUUGGGGUCAGGUCAUAGUCACUGCAGGUUGGGAUGGAAACAUCAGGUCAUUCCAGAAUUAUGGUUUACCUAUGCAAGUGUGACAUGGUACAAGGGAUGCAUCUCUUCACUGUUGCUUGAUCAGUGGAUAUCCCAGGAAUGGCAGAUGAGAAGUCGAUUGCAAAAACUUUUAUGCCUCCAGAAACUUGGUUGGCUGACGGCGACGCCCGUCCAGAUUAUGAUUACAGUACAAAGAGUCACAUGGCUGUGUGCUUGAGCUGUAUUGCUUGUGGACCAGAAGUUGUAUUUAGUCCUGUGGUCCUGCAAGAUAUCGACAGCAUCGGGCGGCACAUUGUUGGGACGGCCCGGGGAAGAUGGAUCCCAUCACAGACCAAACAAACUUUGCGCAAAGAUUGGGGUGUCUGGCUGCAAUUGCAAUGCCUUGAUGUUGUUCCUUUUCUCUGUUUCGGGCUCCCUUUGGGGCGGUCCUCCGUAAAUAUAUAUAGUUGGAUGGAUGAACAUAAUUUUUUUGCCCGUUUGAGUUCCCCUUGCCUGAUCCAAGAUGGUCGACAAGGCGAGCGGGGAGGUAGUAGAGUUCACUGUUGGAUAGGAAAAAUUAGUUGGAGGGGAGUGCACAUAUUGGAUUCAUUUCAUUUGUUCAUCACAUGCCAUCACCAUCAUUCAUAUCAUGGCCUGCCUUUAUGGUGGAACUGUGCAUAGCUGAUGCUUCCAUUUCCCUGUGUUGGAGACGCCAUUGCCCGUUGCUUUGUUUGUGGUGGUGGACAUGGUCAGGUGGCUGUGGGGGACCUCUGUGCAGGCCUUUCUGGAUAGGGAUGGUGCAGUUGGUCCUGAUGGGUUUCCUCCUAACGCCAGGGACCGGCCUGGGUGUGGGAGCAUGGGGACUCCUCCUUGCCCCACUCAAUGGCCAUGGCUGUUUAAAGCUGGGGGCCAUGCCUCAGAUCUUGGCCUUUUACUCCUGCAUCGUCAUGUCUUUUUCUUAGAUCCUCCGCAUCUUUGGUGUGAGCUGCGUCUGCAAAGAAGUUGACAUUGCUUAAUCUUUUGGCCUGUAUAUACUACCUUUCGCGCUGCAUUGUAUAAAUCCAUUUCCAUUUCCUC